Molecule: messenger RNA, 537 nt
Organism: Macrobrachium nipponense
Lineage: Eukaryota; Metazoa; Arthropoda; Malacostraca; Decapoda; Palaemonidae
Product: ribonuclease H-like
Exons: 1
Coding region: 1-537 (178 amino acids)
Biological process (GO): DNA replication, removal of RNA primer
Molecular function (GO): RNA-DNA hybrid ribonuclease activity; nucleic acid binding
Source: RefSeq, a predicted model, not a curated record
AUGACUCUUCAAUAUCAACUACACAGUCCUCCAGCAAGCAAGGAAGCAUGCAACAUUCAACAGCUGAAACAAGCAGCACAAGAUUCAAUAAGGAAAACGACAGCAACAAAUGAAUACUUUACAGAUGGAUCAGUAGACCUCAGCAUUUCUGCGACGGCGGCAGGAGUCUACUCGACAUCACUAAAAGGGAGCUGGAGGCUCUCAGACAAUGCCUCCACUCUACAGACUGAGCUGAUAGCAAUCGCUAAAGAGCUAGAAGACUUGCAACACAAACUAGGAAACACAACUAUCCACACAGACUCGAAAGGAGCAAUACAAGCCAUCACAAAAGGCAAGGCAAAAGAAAAUAUCAAACUCCUGACAAGCAUAUGGGCAAUUGCCAACAUCCACCAAACCAGAAACAGACAGAUAACUCUCAACUGGAUUCCAAGUCACAUAGGAAUCCAAGGAAAUGAGGAAGCAGACUCCCUAGCAAAGAGCGGGUUACACAUCAACAACAUAGGUAUUAAAAAUAAGCCAUUCACUGACUCAACUUAA